Theobroma umbraticum is the source of this 1326-nucleotide messenger RNA. Its product is annotated as delta(7)-sterol-C5(6)-desaturase-like. The record is from RefSeq and is a predicted model, not a curated record. Gene Ontology annotation, molecular function: iron ion binding; oxidoreductase activity. Lineage: Eukaryota; Viridiplantae; Streptophyta; Magnoliopsida; Malvales; Malvaceae. Gene Ontology annotation, biological process: lipid biosynthetic process.
CGAUUUGGCAGUGCUGGGAAUGUAGAUUAAUUACGAAGUGGUCACGUGGGCCGUGAUGAAUUCCGGUACUAAAAACAUCAAAAUAUAAAGCGGUUUGAAGAUAUUCUCUCCUCGUUCUUCAAAGCCUGUGUUUGGCUUCUGACCAAUGGGAGAGGAGUAUUUGCAGCAGUUCCUGGAUGAGACCACUUUUUACAACAGCAUUGUGUUGGGAAACCUUUUGCCUACCAAGCUGUGGGAACCACUCCCGCAUUUCUUGCAAACUUGGCUGCGUAACUACAGUGCUGGGACUUUGCUUUACUUCGUCUCCGGUUUCCUUUGGUGCUUCUAUAUUUACUACUUGAAACGCAAUGUUUAUGUUCCCAAAGAUGCCAUCCCUACAAAUAAAGCGAUGCUAUUGCAAAUAUAUGUUGCUAUGAAGGCAAUGCCUUGGUACUGUGCUCUUCCAACUCUUUCUGAAUACAUGGUUGAAAAUGGCUGGACAAAAUGUUUUGCUACAAUAAGUGAGGUUGGUUGGCUUCCCUAUGUAAUAUAUUUAUCUAUUUAUCUUGUGGUGGUGGAGUUUGGGAUCUACUGGAUGCAUAGAGAGUUGCAUGACAUAAAACCUUUAUACAAGUAUCUUCAUGCAACCCAUCACAUCUACAACAAGCAGAAUACUCUUUCUCCAUUUGCUGGUUUGGCUUUUCAUCCUCUGGAUGGAAUACUGCAGGCGGUACCUCAUGUUAUAGCACUCUUUAUUGUGCCAACCCAUUUUACAUCUCAUAUUGGACUCUUAUUCCUUGAGGCCAUCUGGACAGCAAACAUUCAUGAUUGCAUCCAUGCCAACCUGUGGCCUGUAAUGGGUGCUGGCUACCACACCAUUCACCACACUACAUAUCGCCAUAAUUAUGGUCAUUACACCAUAUGGAUGGAUUGGAUGCUUGGAACCCUACGUGACCCUGUUGACGAUGAAGGCAAGAAGGUGAUGUAGUUGUAUUCGUGCUCAUCUUGACAAUUCCCGGUUUGUGUCUUGAAAAUUUUUCUUUUUGAUUUUCGGGUUAGGUAUGCAUGUUGAUUGCUUCUAAUAUUUGUGGUCCUUGAGUGUACAUUGUGUUGGUCAUAGUUUUAAACCGUCCUUGUCUAGAAAGUUGGUACUGCAUAAGCUAGCUCAGUGUUUAGGGAAGCCUUGAUCUCCCUCUGUGUUACUAGUCCUAAGCCCCUGCAGCCUAGAUGGUCAGGGUAAUAAAUUUUUGCACAAUUUGUUGGGCGCUGUCUAAGUGGAAUACUUUUCUCCUAAUUGGAGAUAUGUUAACCAACAAAACUGUGCUUUAUACAUGUAUCUUUCCUCCA